Messenger RNA from Cygnus olor (mute swan), 5667 nucleotides. RefSeq names its product SREBF chaperone (gene SCAP). Bases 1259 to 5209 code for a protein of 1316 amino acids. Gene Ontology annotation, biological process: SREBP signaling pathway. The record is from RefSeq and is a predicted model, not a curated record. The transcript is spliced from 26 exons. Gene Ontology annotation, cellular component: endoplasmic reticulum membrane; Golgi membrane. Lineage: Eukaryota; Metazoa; Chordata; Aves; Anseriformes; Anatidae. Gene Ontology annotation, molecular function: protein binding; sterol binding.
CGGGCAGGCAGGUAGGUGGUCAGUCGGGCAGGUAGGUAGGCAGGCAGGUAGGUAGGUGGUCAAUCGGACAGGUAGGUAGUCAAUCGGGCAGGUAGGUAGACAAGGAGGUAGGUAAGUAGGCAAUCAGGCAGGUAGGUAGGCGGGUGGGUGGUCAAUCGGACAGGUAGGUAGUCAAUCGGGCGGGUAGGUGGUCAGUCGGGAGGGCAGGUAGUCGAUCAGGCAGGCGGGUAGUCAGGCAGGUAGGUAAGUAGUCAAUCAGGUAGGUAGUCGGUCAGUCGGGUAGGUGGGUGGUCAGGCAGGCAGGUAGGUGGUCGGUAGGUAGUCAACCGGGCAGGGAGGUGGUCAACUGGGCAGGGAGGUAGGUAGGUGGUCAUGUAGGUAGGUAGGUGGUCAGUCGGGCAGUCGCUGGCUGCCUUGGAGCUGCCCCACUGCUGUGGUUCCCCGGGGACUUUGCUUUGCGGCACGGCGUGGUGCCGCGAGGAUCUCGCGCCCCGGCUCGUGGCCCCAGCCUUUGAAGUUUGGUUAAAGUUUAGGAAUCGAUUUCCUGGCGUUGAGAGCAGGUGAGCACGGGUUAGGCGAGCGAGGAUAACACGCGGGCAGAGGGGCUGCUUGGGUCCCGAGUGCUCUGCUCGUGGUUUUGUGUCUGGGGGAUUCCCGAGGGCAGAGCUGCUGCCUGGAUGCCAACACGAUCCUGACCGCGGUGUCCGCUUAUUUGUUAGAAUUGUUACAAGAGAAAACUCUUCCUGUUCCGACAGAGGCAAAGAUGAGGCAUGGUCUCCUUCGUGGUGAAACCUGUAGCCGUUAUGACAGCACGCCGGCGUGAUAAAUUUAGGAUUACAUGACCGGUUGUGUAAUGCAGAAAGGCGAUUAGCUGACUUGAAUUCACAAGGAAGGAGAACACCCUGGGAUUUUCACUGAACGCGCUGCGUGCGGAGAGCCGUGCUGGUAGCUCCGAAUCCUCCCGCCGAAACAAUUCCGCUCAGUGAAGACACGCUCCCGACGCCUCAGAAUGGCCGGAGCCCGUUGUGCCUAGCUGGAUUCCCUCGGGAAGAAAACCCGAGCCUGAGGCCCCUGCCAGCAGCACGGCGAGUUUCAGCGGAAGCGAGCGCAGUGGUGGACGAGGAGAGGAGGAGGAGGAGGAGGAGGAGGAGGGUCGCGUUUCUCUGGUGGAUACGGCGCCCCUGAAGCGCUGCACAUGCUGGAGCUGCCCGACGUCCUGCUGUACCCCGGGAUGGCAGCGAGGUGACGGCCGCUGAGGAUGACCCUGACUGAAAAGCUGCGCGAGAGGAUAUCGCGGGCCUUCUACAGCCACGGGCUGCUCUGUGCCUCCUACCCCAUCCCCAUCAUCCUCUUCACGGGGCUCUGUAUUUUGGCCUGCUGCUACCCGCUGCUUAAGCUGCCGUUACCUGGAACGGGACCUGUGGAGUACAGCACCCCCGUGAAGGAUUACUUUCCACCCUCUCCAGACCCGGUCUUGCAGCAAGGAGACCUCAGCGAGCGCCCUGACUGGUAUGUUGGUGCUCCUGUGGCCUACAUUCAGCAGAUCUUUGUGAAAGCUACCGUCUCCCCAUGGCAGAAGAACUUCCUCGCCGUUGAUGUGUUUCGUUCACCGCUGUCCCGCGUCUUCCAGCUAGUGGAGGAGAUCAGAAACCACGCCCUGAGAGACAGUUCUGGUGUCAAGAGCUUGGAGGAAGUUUGCCUUCAGGUUACAGACCUUCUUCCUGGCCUCAAGAAGCUGCGGAAUUUGCUCCCCGAGCAUGGCUGUCUGUUACUGUCUCCAGGGAACUUCUGGCAGAAUGACCGAGAGCGAUUUAACGCUGACCCAGAUAUUAUCAAAACCAUCCACCAGCAUGAACCAAAGACUCUACAGACAUCAGCUACUCUCAAAGAUCUGUUGUUUGGACUCCCUGGAAAGUACAGCGGGGUGAACCUGUACAAUAGGAAGCGAGUGGUUUCGUAUACUGUCACGCUGGGCCUCCAGCGAUACGAUUCCAGGUUCCUCAGCAGCCUCCGUUCUCGCCUCAAGCUGCUGCAUCCCAGCCCCAACUGCACGCUGCGAGAGGAGAACAUCGUGCAUGUCCACUUCAAGGAGGAGAUUGGCAUCGCUGAGCUGAUACCCCUCGUCACCACCUAUAUUAUCCUCUUUGCUUACAUCUACUUCUCCACACGGAAGAUUGACAUGGUGAAAUCGAAAUGGGGCCUGGCACUGGCAGCGGUCGUCACGGUGCUCAGCUCUCUGCUUAUGUCAGUUGGGCUGUGCACGCUGUUUGGUUUGACCCCUACUCUUAAUGGAGGAGAGAUAUUUCCCUACUUGGUUGUUGUGAUUGGCCUGGAGAACGUGCUGGUCCUCACCAAGUCGGUUGUCUCUACGCCUGUCGACCUGGAAGUGAAGCUACGCAUUGCCCAAGGCUUGAGCAACGAGAGCUGGUCAAUUAUGAAGAACAUGGCCACAGAGCUUGGGAUCAUCCUGAUCGGGUAUUUCACCCUCGUCCCAGCCAUCCAGGAGUUCUGCCUCUUCGCUGUGGUCGGCCUGGUGUCCGACUUCUUCCUGCAGAUGUUCUUCUUCACGACCGUGCUCUCCAUUGACAUUCGCCGCAUGGAGCUUGCGGACCUGAACAAGCGGCUGCCGGCAGAAGCCUGCCUGCCCCCCGCCAAGGCCGUCAGCCGCUCCCAGCGCUACGAGCGGCAGCCAGCCCUGCGGCCCGCCACCCCCCACACCAUCACCCUGCAGCCCUCGUCCUUCAGGAACCUGCGCCUCCCCAAGAGGCUGCGGGUCAUCUACUUCUUCGCCAGGACCCGGCUGGCCCAGAGGCUCAUCAUGGCCGGGACGGUGAUCUGGAUCGGAAUCCUGGUCUAUACGGACCCUGCUGGUCUCCGCACCUACCUCACCUCGCAGGUCACUGAACAGAGCCCCUUGGGUGAAGCGGGUCUGCCUCCUAUGCCCGUUCCUGGAGGGGUCCUGCCUGCUGGCGACCCCAAGAUCGAUCUCUCGGUCUUCCCGGCGGACCCUAUGCAGCUGUCAGAAAACCAGACGCAGCAGCGGGAGCAGAAGUCAGCGCUGGAUUCCCUGAGCAGGCUGGAGACGAACCAGCACAGUUGGGCCCAAGGACCAGAGGGCAAAGGGAACGGACAGACAGAGCUUGGGACUGAGGCAGAGGUUACCUGGGGAGCGGAGGAUGAAGAGAUCUGGAGGAAGCUUUCCUUCAGACACUGGCCAUCCCUCUUCAGCUAUUACAAUAUCACCCUGGCCAAAAGAUACAUCAGCAUCCUUCCAGCCAUCCCGGUCACGCUGUACCUGAACCCACAAGAGGCCUUAGAAGUGCGGCACCCCCAGGAGGCCAACCGCUACCACCCUUUCCUAGCUUCAAGCAGUGAGAAGCUGGGUGCUGCCGCUCAGCCUGACCAAGCCUCAUCCAAGCUGCAGGGGCACCGGGAUGUCACCCUGUACAAGGUGGCUGCGCUGGGUCUGGCCUCGGGGAUUAUCCUGGUCCUCCUGCUCUUCUGCCUGUACAAGGUGUUCUGCCCCAAGAACUACGGGCAGAACGGGCUGUCCCACAGCAGGAGGAAGAGGGGCGACCUGCCCUGCGAUGACUACGGUUACUCCCCGCCCGAGACCGAGAUCGUGCCCUUGGUUCUCAGGGGCCACCUCAUGGACAUCGAAUGUCUGGCUAGCGACGGGAUGCUGCUCGUCAGCUGCUGCCUGGUGGGCCAGAUCCGUGUGUGGGACGCUCAGACCGGAGACUGCCUCACCGUUAUUCCCAAACCGAGGUUGCGAAGGGACAGCAGCGGCAUUUUUGAUUACCAGGAAAGCUGGGAUCACAGCCCGGAUGGCAAGAACAGUCUGGACGACUCCUUUGAGAACAGCCACCAGCUCAAGAGGAUGCUCAGCCCGCCCCAGCCUCCCCUCUUCUGUGACCAGCCGGACCUCACGUCCCUCAUCGACACCAACUUCUCCGAGCAGGUGAAGGUGCCCGAGUCGGAGACGCGGCUCCGGGCUGUGGGCGGUCGCCAGAAGGAGGCUGGUUACGACUUCAGCAGCCUGGUUGGCAAAGUGUACGAAGAGCACAGCACCUCAAACUGCAUGAACUUCGCCGGCCUGCCCGCCCCGCACGGCCAGGCUGGGUUCUGCGCCGGCACCGGCAGCCCCCGGUCCCUGGGCUGCGGCGGCGAGGAGGGAGGCUGCAGCAGCCGCAGGAGGAGCCUGGGGGACGAGUCUUUUACGGGCUUUGACAAGUCAUCGCCGCUUCCUUCCUGGGGAGGAGACUUGGAGAGCUCUGUCUGGAGCCUGGACCUGCAGGGGAACCUCAUCGUGGCCGGCCGCAGUAACGGGAAGCUGGAGGUGUGGGACGCCAUCGAGGGCACCCUCCGCAGCAGUAACGAGGAAAGUCAAUCUGGCAUCACGGCGCUUGUGUUCCUGAACAACAGGAUUGUUGCUGCCCGGCUGAAUGGCUCUCUAGAUUUCUUUUCGCUAGAAACACACACGUCCUUCAAGCACCUGCUGUUCCGAGGAGCCCCGAGCAGAAGCAGCAUCCCGUCCUCCCCCGUGUUCAGCAGCAGCGACAUCAUCAUGUGUCAGCUCACCCACACCGUGUCCUGCGCCCACCAGAAGCCGAUCACGGCGCUGAAGGCCGCAGCCGGACGCCUGGUCACGGGCAGCCAGGACCACACGCUGAGGGUGUUCCGGCUCGAAGACUCGUGCUGUCUGUUCACGCUGCAGGGCCACUCAGGAGCCAUCACAGCUGUGUACAUGGAUCAGACGAUGGUGCUAGCGAGCGGAGGCCAGGACGGUGCCAUCUGCCUGUGGGACGUGCUGACCGGCAGCAAGGUCAGCCACAUGUACGCCCACCGAGGGGACGUCACCUCGCUCACCUGCACCACGUCCUGCGUCAUCAGCAGCGGCUUGGACGACGUGAUCAGCAUCUGGGACCGGAGCUCGGGCAUCAAGCUCUAUUCCAUCCAGCAGGAGAUGGGCUGCGGCGCCAGCCUGGGCGUGAUCUCCGACAACCUGCUGGUGACGGGAGGCCAGGGCUGCGUCUCCUUCUGGGACAUUGGCUACGGUGACCUGCUCCAGACUGUCUACCUGGGGAAGAGCAACGAGUCGCAGCCCGCCCGGCAGAUCCUCGUGCUGGAGAACGCCGCCAUCGUCUGCAACUUUGGGAGCGAGCUCAGCCUGGUCUACGUGCCCUCGGUGCUGGAGAAAUUGGACUGAGGAGGGAGGAGGAGGAGGAGGGGCAGGUGCUGGAGCCUGGGGCAGCGAGGCGGGUGGGCUGGGCGCCCGGCCCCCUUCCGUAGGCGAAGGCAGCGCAGGUGGAUGUGGUGCGUGGGCAGCGCCGCGCUGCUCCCCGGGGGUGACAGGCUGGGGACAGCAGCUCCAUCGCCUUUGCUCCUCAGGAGCUGGACUCGGGUCACCCGGCAGUGCGCAGGGACCGAGCCCCGCUUCGUCUCCCCCUGUCCCCUGCGUCUUCAGCGCUCUCUGAGGCAGGGGCGUGCGCGUGGCCCUGGGCCGUGUGCGCUGGUGCAGAGGCUCUGCUCCAGCACCCUGCUUGGGACAGGAGCUGUAGGGCACAGGGGCGUAGCGGGAAAUGGGGACACGGUGCUGUUGGGGUGGUUCCCCGGAGCCGAGCGGGGAGAAGGAAUGAUGGCAGCGGGUGCUGCAGCGUGACACGG